GUGUGUAAAGUGAAUGAGUGGCCGAGCGCGAGUCCCUGACGUCACUGCCCGGGGUUUCCACACAGUUCGCUGGAGGCGUCAUGGCGGAGGCCGGCAGAUAGCUAGGACCCGCGACUAAUCUACAAUACAAACAACUCGCGCGUUGAUUCACAAAGUUCGGUUUUUGGCCUGGAAUAACUUUGACGGAAUUGGGACGUUUUAAGUUAAAUAGGCGCUUGUGGAUUUUUGAGAUUGGAGAGGGAGCAACUUAAUGAACAUCAAAUCAAUUACUGAAGGCUGGAUUUUUAGAUAACAUCAGUUUCCUUCUGCAAGGGAAGAAUUUUAUUUCAUUAUUGUGACCAACCUGGAAAUGGAUGGACACAGUGACGAGGACAGUGUGAGCAACAGCAGUGGCGAUUCUAGCCAGUCUAAUGAAGAUUCUGAGUCUGGUUCUGGGUCUAGCUCAAGUAGCAGCAGUGAUGGUAGCAGUAGUCAAUCAGGGAGCAGUGACUCUGGCAGUGACUCAGAUUCUGGUAGCCAAUCUGAAUCGGAAGAGUCCAAAGGAAGAAAGGAUCAAGAAAACAAAACUUCCAGUAUUGAUGUGGCUGAGUUUUGGAAAUCGAAUCCAAGUAUUCUGACAGUUCAGCGAUCUGCCAUGCUCAGGAAACAGCAGCAGCAGCAACAUACGCAGCAGCAGAGUUCAUCAAAUUCCACAUCAGAAGGGGAUAGUGAAGACUGGCAAAUGUCUGGUUCUGGUUCCGGCUCCCAAUCAGAUUCUGAAUCUGAAUCCGGCUCUGGUUCAGAUUCUGAUUCAAACUCAUCAGAAGAAGGUGGAAUCAGUGAUGAAAGCGCCUCCGACUACGAACCCAACCAUAAAGUAAAGAGCAGAAAACCUCCAAAUAGAUUAAAUGCACGUAAUGGUAAAAAAGUCAAGUCCCAGAAAAAAAAGCAGGUAAGCUCGUCAUCUGAGGAGGAGGAUGAUGAUGAUGAUGAAUGCAAUGACAAGAAGGGCCCCCGCCGUCAGGCAACUGUAAAUGUGAGCUACAAAGAGCUUGAGGACAUGAAAACUGAUUCUGAUGACUUAGUGGAAGUAUGUGGAGAAGAUGUUCCUCAACCAGAAGAAGAUGAGUUUGAGACAUUAGAAAAAGUAAUGGAAAUGAGAAGCGGAACGAAGGGAGCUACUGGUGCAUCAACAACCAUCUAUGCAGUUGAGGCAGAUGGUGAUCCAAAUGCUGGUUUUGACCCAAAAAAGGAAGCAGGAGAAAUUCAGUAUUUAAUCAAAUGGAAGGGAUGGUCACAUAUUCAUAAUACAUGGGAGAGCGAGGAAACACUUAAACAGCAGAAUGUUAAAGGAAUGAAGAAACUUGAUAAUUUUAAGAAAAAAGAGCAGGAUGUAAAAAGAUGGCUGAAAUCAGCAUCUCCUGAAGAUGUAGAAUAUUUAAACUGCCAGAAAGAACUUAUGGAUGACCUUCACUCACAAUAUCAGAUAGUGGAAAGAAUAAUCGCUCAUUCUAAUCAAAAAUCAGCUGCUGGAUAUCCAGAUUAUUUUUGUAAAUGGCAGGGUCUUCCGUACUCUGAGUGUAGCUGGGAGGAUGGGGCAUUAAUUUCAAGGAAAUUUCAAAAAUGUAUUGAUGAUUAUAUGAGCAGAAAUCAGUCAAAAACAAUUCCAUCCAGAGACUGUAAGGUAUUGAAACAAAGGCCAAGGUUUGUUCCUAUGAAAAAACAACCUUCAUACAUUGGAGGUGAUGGUCUAGAACUUCGUGAUUACCAGUUAGAUAGUUUAAAUUGGAUGGCUCAUUCUUGGUGCAAAGGGAACAGCUGUAUUCUGGCAGAUGAAAUGGGACUAGGAAAAACCAUUCAGACAAUCUCAUUCCUCAACUAUUUGUUCCAUGAACAUCAGCUAUUUGGACCCUUCCUACUAGUUGUUCCACUCUCUACCCUUACUUCAUGGCAAAGAGAAAUUCUGCUAUGGGCUCCUCAGAUGAAUGUUGUAGUUUAUCUGGGAGACAUAAACAGCAGGAGCAUGAUUCGAACUCAUGAAUGGAUGCAUCCACAGACUAAACGUUUGAAAUACAACAUCUUAUUAACAACUUAUGAAAUUUUGCUUAAGGAUAAGACAUUUCUUGGCAAUGUUAACUGGGCCUUUAUUGGAGUUGAUGAAGCUCAUCGUUUGAAGAAUGAUGAUUCCCUACUUUAUAAAACUCUGGUUGACUUCAAAUCAAACCAUCGACUUCUAAUCACUGGUACACCUCUACAGAAUUCCCUGAAGGAACUGUGGUCCCUUUUGCAUUUUAUAAUGCCAGAAAAAUUUAAUUCAUGGGAAAUGUUUGAGGAAGAACAUGGAAAAGGCAGAGAUUCUGGAUAUACAAGUCUGCAUAAGGAACUGGAGCCAUUUCUGCUACGCAGAGUGAAGAAGGAUGUAGAAAAGUCUCUGCCUGCUAAAGUAGAACAAAUCUUAAGAGUUGAGAUGAGUGCAAUACAAAAGCAGUACUACAAGUGGAUAUUAACCAGGAAUUAUAAAGCUCUUAGUAAAGGCACAAAGGGCAGUACUUCAGGAUUCCUGAAUAUUAUGAUGGAGUUGAAAAAGUGCUGUAAUCAUUGCUACCUCAUUAAACCACCAGAAGAUAACGAUUUCAGCAACAGACAAGAUGCCUUACAGCAUCUAAUCCGGAGCAGUGGAAAGCUAAUCUUGCUUGAUAAGCUUCUGAUUCGCCUAAAGGAUAGAGGGCACAGAGUUCUUAUUUUCUCCCAGAUGGUGCGCAUGCUGGAUAUUCUUGCUGACUACUUGAAGAGCAGACAGUUUUUGUUUCAGAGAUUGGAUGGAUCCAUAAAGGGAGAAAUGAGAAAGCAAGCCCUAGAUCAUUUCAAUGCUGAAGGCUCAGAGGAUUUCUGCUUCCUACUGUCUACAAGAGCUGGUGGCCUUGGUAUAAAUUUAGCUUCAGCAGAUACUGUUGUUAUUUUUGAUUCAGACUGGAAUCCUCAGAAUGAUUUGCAAGCACAAGCUAGAGCACAUAGAAUUGGACAGAAAAAACAGGUUAAUAUUUAUCGACUUGUAACAAAGGGGUCAGUAGAAGAAGAGAUCAUUGAGCGGGCAAAGAAAAAGAUGGUACUGGAUCACCUUGUGAUUCAAAGAAUGGAUACAACUGGGAAAACUGUACUUCACACAGGGUCUGCUCCUUCAAGCUCUACUCCUUUCAAUAAGGAAGAACUUUCUGCAAUUCUGAAAUUUGGUGCUGAGGAACUUUUUAAAGAGCAAGAAGGUGAAGAACAGGAGCCACAGGAAAUGGACAUUGACGAAAUUCUUAAACGAGCUGAAACCAGAGAAAAUGAUCCUGGUCCUUCCACUGUUGGAGAAGAACUAUUAUCACAGUUUAAGGUUGCAAACUUUUCAACCAUGGAAGAUGAUGAAAUGAGUCUUGAUAGCGACAAAAAUAUGAAAAGCUGGGAAGAUAUUAUUCCUGAGGAACAAAGACGACGGCAAGAAGAAGAAGAAAGACAGAAGGAACUAGAAGAAAUAUAUUUACUGCCUAGGAUGAGGAAUUGUGCCAAACAGAUAAGUUUUAAUGGAAGCGAAGGACGUCGUAGCAGAAACAGGAGGUACUCUGGGUCUGAUAGUGACUCUGUUUCAGGCAGAAAACAUCCAAAGAAAAGAGGAAGACCUCGUACAAUUCCUCGGGAAAACAUUAAAGGUUUCAGUGAUGCUGAAAUAAGAAGGUUCAUUAAAAGUUAUAAGAAGUUUGGUGGGCCUCUUGAAAGACUUGAUGCCAUUGCACGUGAUGCUGAACUUGUCGAUAAAUCAGAAAAUGAUCUUAGGAGGUUGGCUGAAACUGUGCACAAUGGCUGUAUAAAGGCUCUAAGAGAAAGUUCAUCAGGUGCUGAGAGAACUGGGGGAGGCAGAAGAGGUAAAGUAAAGGGACCCACGUUUCGAAUUUCAGGUGUCCAGGUCAAUGCAAAACUGGUCAUGUCUCAUGAAGAAGAAUUGGCUCCUUUGCAUAAAUCCAUUCCAGCAGACGCUGAAGAUAGAAAAAGGUACAAAAUCCCUUGUCAUUCAAAAGCAGCCCAUUUUGAUGUUGAAUGGGGCAAAGAAGAUGACUCAAACCUUUUAAUAGGUAUUUAUGAGUAUGGCUAUGGUAGCUGGGAAAUGAUAAAAAUGGACCCAGAUCUAAAUUUAACCCAUAAGUUAUUGCCUGAUGAUCCAGACAAGAAACCACAGGCCAAGCAGUUACAAACAAGAGCAGACUACCUCAUUAAGCUACUAAGCAAAGACUUGGCUAGGAAGGAGAGCCAGCGGCAAGCAGGCCUGUCCAAUUCAAGGAAAAGGAAACCAAGGAAUAAAAAGAAUAAAGCAGUUAAACCAGCAAAGGCUGAAGUAGUGAAAAGUGACUCUUCACCUCCCCCUUCAGAAAAGAGUUCACAGGAGGAAGAAGAUGAAGAAGAAGAAGAAGAAAUAGAGGAUGUGGUUUCUUCAAAAUCUGUAAACAGAAGGGUAAAAACUGAAAAGGCAGAAAAAGUGAGUGAAGUGGAGUCAGAGCCUGAUAUGAUACUUAAAAAAGACCCAGAAGAAAAAAUGGAAACAAAAGGAAAGGAAAACAGAAGAGAAAAUAAAAAAGAUAAAAGAGAAGAAAAUAAAGACAAAAAGGAUUUGCGUGAGAAAAAAGAAAUUAGACCAUUAGACCAUCUUCAAAAAAAGGAUGAAAUUAAGGAAGAGAAGGUGACAGAAGUAAAAAUUGAAAUUAAAGAAAAAGUGAAGAAGGUAGCUGACACACCUGUCCACAUUACUGCAGCUGGUGAACCUGUCCCCAUUUCUGAAGAGGCAGAGGAGCUUGAUCAGAAAACAUUCAGUGUGUGCAAAGAGAGGAUGCGUCCUGUAAAAGCAGCUUUAAAGCAGUUAGAUAGACCAGAAAAAGGUCUUUCAGAGCGAGAACAGCUGGAGCAUACAAGGCAGUGCCUAAUAAAAAUUGGAGAUCACAUUACUGAAUGCCUAAAAGAAUACACUAACCCGGAACAAAUUAAGCAAUGGCGAAAAAAUCUUUGGAUAUUUGUGUCAAAAUUUACAGAAUUUGAUGCUAGAAAAUUGCACAAACUGUAUAAGCAUGCUAUCAAAAAAAGGCAGGAAAAUGCACUGGCAGCUGAUCAAAACAACAGUGGUCAGAACACUCACAGCAUUAAACAUACAGAAGUAGAAAGGCUGAAAGAGAACUCACACCAUGAUGACAGCAGUAGAGAUAGCUACACAUCAGAAAGACACCACUCAUCUCACUACCAUGAUCAUCAUAAAGGCAGACAUCCUGGAGAUUCUUACAGAAAAAGUGAUUUAACAAGAAAAAGACCAUAUUCAGCAUUUAGUAAUGGAAAGGAUCAUCGAGAUAGGGAUCACUAUCGUCAGGACAGCAGGUACUAUAGUGAAAACAAAGUCAGAAAGCUAGAAGAUCACAGAAGUAGAGACCACAGAUCAAAUAUAGAGGGAAGUAAUAGGGAUCGUGCUCCUGCAGACCAUCGAUCAUACUCGGAUCACAAAUCUCAUUUGGACCACCGAUCUAGCUCAGAUUAUGGCCAUCAUAAACCUUCUCGAGAAUACAGAUAUCAUUCAGACUGGCAAAUGGACCACAGACCUUCUGGAAGUGGGCCCAGGUCUCCAUUGGGACAGAGAUCACCGUAUGAUUCUAGAUCUCCACUUGGACACAGGUCUCCUUUUGAGUACUCCUCAGACCACAAAAGUACCCCAGAGCAGAUCUGGAGCAGUCGGAAAACAUAACACUUGUAGAAACUUCAAAAUGGAACAUUUCUUAGCCAUAAACAGCUGAACACAGUAAUUGCCUUAUGAUGACUUGAAAAUGCUGUGGAACAGCUACUUUCAGCGGUGUUUCUGCUGCUGUUCUUUCCAGGUUGUAAGGUGUAAUAUCCAAUUUAAGAAGAGUUAAUAUUUUUAUAUUUAAGAUAAUGCUGCAUCGUGUUGAAGUGUGGCAAUUUUUUCUUUGCGCGUCUUUUUAAUGAUAUUUGCUACUACACAACAAACUUGAACACUGCCCCUUCCUUCCCCUACCACACUGAAUAGCAGAAAAUAAUCUGAAUUUUUAUGUGGUCUUUGGUUUAUUUAAGACUGUUUUGCAAUGAAGACUUUUUUUUUUUGGAUGGAGUAAAUGUUUGGAAACGUCUGACAUUUAUAAUGCCUAAGAACAUAAACUGGGUUUUCACAAUGACCCAGAAGACUAUGGCAUACUUUCCAAAGUACCUGUUUACAGUGCAUUUUGUGACCACAUUGAUUUUUUCAUUAAGCUUGAAUAUUUAAAUUGUGUACGUACAACUGUAAAAUAGUCAAGAUGUUUUUGUCAGUGAUGAAUCUAAAUACUUUUUUAAAGAAUAUGUGCUACUGUAAAUUAUUGUAAAAUAGUGAAUUGAAUGAGCUUUCUUUACUCUCAGGCUUUUUUGUUUGUUUUCUCUUUCUCCAACAACUCAGGCUUUCUUAUCACAAGCAUCAAAUUUCAUCUAAAUAGUUUCACAGUGAAUCCCAGAUCAGAAUGUAACACUGGAAUAUUAGUUACCCCUCUGUCAUUGUAUAAUAGGUUUAUUUUUUUCCAUUUGGAUCAUUGUACAAGAAAAUUUUAAAGAGGUGAGAGAAAUGCAUUAUUAUUUUCUCUUCAGAGCUAUAAUCUUAUGCUAUAUUUAAAUGGCUAUUGACCAGCAUCUCCACAAAAGGUGUACGUAAUCAAUUAACAAGGCUACAGUUUUGUAACAUUUUCAUUUGUCUUUUAAAUAUAGGCAAUAAUAACACAUUCUAUGCAGUUUUUAAAAAAUAUUUAGGGCAGAGAUACUGUUAACAGGGCACUUGGAUGCAUAUAGAUAACAUCUACAUGGCAGAUAUAAGUUACACCAGUUUGCAUGAAUUUGGGUAUGUGUGUGUGAGUGUGAGAGUACACAGCAUAUCAAGUUGGUAAUGGACACUCUUCCUUAGUAUUAUAAAUUGUUUCAAAACUUAAAUUGGAUUUUUGUAAGAUGCAUAAUUUACAUAUAUGUGCACAUGUGAAAUUCUUGGUGUGAGGUACCAUUAUCACAUUUCAGGAUUCAUGAUAAAACUUAUUUAUGAUUUUUUUUUUUUUUUUUUUAUAUAAAGAUCAUAAGCCACUAAAAUAUAUCUCAGGGAUUAAAGUUAGUGCAAAACUGAGGCUGCUGUAUACCAAACAAAGUGAUCUAGAACGCAUUAUAUGUACGGAAGUAAUUUGAUGCGUUAUCAAUGUUCUCUGAGUUGUCACUGUGAACUAAAUUAAAAGUAAUUAAGAACCAGGGUGAAUCUUUGGAGUUCCAUGGUCGUGAGAAGUAAAUUAUGAACAAAUGUGCAAGUGUAUUGUAUUUUGAAAUCACAUUGGGUAUUGCAUCUGCAAUGCAAAAUAGAGAUAUAAGUCUUUCUAAUAUGGCUUGAGAAAACAAAACUUGCAUUAAAAUAUCUCUGUAAAUAAAAUGUAUUAAUUGCAAGUUAUUUAUACAUGUAUUGUCAGAUAAAUUGACUUGGUGACCCUACAGUAAUUAAAGUAGUUUUAACAUUUAGUAACUGAACUUUUUUUUUUGUCAUUUUGACAGGUUGUGUUCUAAGCUGCCUGGAGUUGGAUGUAAGCAUUAUAUUACAACACAGUUGUAUCUCUACAAUACAUGGACAUUUCAGUCCUUCAAAUCAGGUGCUACUCUCUGAGAAAAUGGUUGCACUGCAAAUAUAAAACGAGUAAGAAUUCUGACUGUCUUCAAGUGUUGCUCCAACAAUAAUGCGUCUUCAGAGUAUAUCGUUUACAAGUAGUUCAGCAAUAGUUUGAAGAUGUGGUUAAGCAUACUUAAGCACAGGCACUGUCUCAAACUUGGCUCCUGGAUGACUGCACAUUUUCACUCUGGCUAAUUUCGAAAUAUUGCUGUUAAUAAAACAUGUAAGACAAUUGUUUGA
Erpetoichthys calabaricus (reedfish) is the source of this 7906-nucleotide messenger RNA. It is a transcript of the gene chd1, whose product is annotated as chromodomain helicase DNA binding protein 1. Gene Ontology annotation, molecular function: chromatin binding; ATP-dependent chromatin remodeler activity; histone binding. NCBI's taxonomy places the organism in Eukaryota, Metazoa, Chordata, Cladistia, Polypteriformes, Polypteridae. Gene Ontology annotation, cellular component: chromatin; nucleus. Gene Ontology annotation, biological process: nucleosome organization; regulation of transcription by RNA polymerase II. Bases 350 to 5734 code for a protein of 1794 amino acids. The transcript has 37 exons. The record is from RefSeq and is a predicted model, not a curated record.